This is a messenger RNA of Mangifera indica (mango), 1004 nucleotides long. RefSeq names its product BAG family molecular chaperone regulator 5, mitochondrial-like. The record is from RefSeq and is a predicted model, not a curated record. Gene Ontology annotation, cellular component: plasmodesma. Gene Ontology annotation, molecular function: protein-folding chaperone binding. Gene Ontology annotation, biological process: protein folding. The transcript has a single exon. Lineage: Eukaryota; Viridiplantae; Streptophyta; Magnoliopsida; Sapindales; Anacardiaceae. The coding region runs from base 174 to 812 and encodes 212 amino acids.
GUCAAAAGGCAAUAAAACAUGGGUCCCGUACUCGUGGCCGAUGGAUCUUGUAACGCGCCAAAGGUGAUUCAAGUAAAUCGUCGUAAUAUUACAGUCAGUCCCCACACAAAUUCAAUUCAAUUUAAUGUCGCUUACUCCACCCUCUUUCUUUCUUCCUUGUCCCUCUUUUCGCCAUGAAAUCCUCUCGCAAUUUCGCCUUCUCCGCCUCCACAACUGUCACCUACACUUUCAAAAAUGACCAUUCUACCCCUCCCCCGACCAACGAAAUCCUGAUUCAAUCCUCCCAAGGACAGCCAUCUCCCAUCACCGUUCAUCUCCCUCAACAGCUCCAAUCACAAUCCGCCGCCAAGAUCCAAUCCGUCUACAGGGCCCACGUGAUCCGGAUGCUCUACAAGAAAAUCUCAUCCGUCAACUCUGAAGCUUACCGCUUACAGCGACUAAUCCAACGUCAGGAAACCGUGGACUCCGUAAGGAGGGAUGAGCGCGAGAAACUUAAAAUGAACGAGGCGUUGAUGGGUUUGCUUCUUGAACUAGACUCUGUUCCGGGUUUAGACCCGUCAAUAAGAGAGGCGAGGAGAAAGGUGAGCCGUACGAUCGUGGGAUUGCAGGAGAUACUUGAUGGGAUCUGUGCUGCCAGAGUUGAUGAUGAAAAUGAUGGGGAGUGGUGUCCGUACCGUUGCUGGGGAUAUUUAGAUAAGAUGGUUGAACAGACGGAAGAAGAAGUCUGUAAAGAGAGAGGUGGCGAUGAGAUGGAGAAAUUUUGUGCACAGCAUUUGGGGUUUCGUUGCUUGCAGAGGUUUCUUCAAGACUAAAACAGAGGCUAAUACUAAAUGUUCUGUAAAUUUUACUUUAAGAAAAUGCUUUUUAGUUCCUGUUAAUUGCGGAGUUUUAAAUCUCGGAUACGGCCGGAAUCGGUGCCAAACCGGUUAGAGUGAAGGUUAAAAUCUGUUGUAAUUAUUGGAUUGGAUUAAUUUGAAGUUGAAUCAUGUAAAUAGUUCUGAAAA